AUGGACCGCGUCCGAGAUCUCCGGAAAGUCCAAGCAGAACGUGUGAAGACGAGCCACGACGAGCUGAUCCGCGUCGCCAACGAAAGACUGGAGUCCAGCCCGUGGCUGGCCCGUGUAGGAUGGGCGGUGCACUUAAAAGGGCUCAGUGCCAGCGCACUCUUCAACACAACAGCUCCCAUCAAUGAAGAUGAGGUCGUGCUUCAGGCGAUGUGGGCGACGGUCGACCGCGUGCUGGACCAGGCUCGAGCAACGUCUGCGCCCAAUACCGUCGGGCUGGCCGUGCUGUUCGAGGCGCAGCGUACAGAAGCGCACGUCAAGCCAAGGCGGCCGUUCGACAACCGCAUGGAGGACGACACGUGGGCGAGAUACAAGGGCGUGUGGCUAUGUCUGCUGUGUGUCUGGUUCCGCACGCAGGAAAUGGACGACGACAAGCGGCCACCGUAUAAACUGACGCCGUCACAGGCAGAAGCGUGGGACUUGUUCGAGCAGAUGGCGGAAGUAGCCAGCACGGGGACGGGGCAUCAGACGCAGGAGAAGCUGGAACGCGCAGCACUCGACAUGCUCAUCAGCAUGCUGGACCACCAGCUGAAGGGCGGAGACUACAGCAGUGCUCUUCUCAGCGCUCUCGCGGUGAUGGGCAUUGCCGAGAAUGGCGGCUGGGUUCAGAUCACGGACUACACGACGAAGUACUCGGCCGUGGUCAAGGUAGCGCGCAUGCUGGUGAUCCAUCAGGCAUACACCGAGCGUCGUGACGAGGUCGCCGAGCUGGAAACGUCUCUGGGGAAGGAUGAAGCAGAGGACGCGGCGCGGAGUUUAUUCCAGCACACGCGGGCGAAGGUGCGGCGGUUCAUGACGCGGACGACGGGCGACAAGGAUGCGGAGCCGACACCGAAGGACUGGAUUCUCGAGACGCGGACGUACGGGAUGCACAUCCAAUAUAACACAGCAGCGGCCGGUGUCAUCGACUGGGUCGGUGAUCGCGUGUCAUACAGACGGGUACGGUUCACGAUGGGGCAGCUGUCGGACGCACUACAUGAGCUGGUCCGAGAGACGCGGGAGCUGCUCGCAGAGCUGACGGCGACGGAGGAUUCGGGUUCGGCGGACGGUCCGGAAAGCGACGUCCGGUCACAGCUGCCAGCCAUCCCAUGGUCGUCGAUCGAAGACGACCACAGCGAGACAAAGCCCGGGUACUCGUUUCUCGCCGACGACCGCAACAGCUGGGUUUCCGCCGGGGACGGCUGGCUGUUCAUGCGGCUGGCGCGGUCGCCCGCCGCUGCGGAACGGUGGGGACUGAGCAGCAUAGGCAACGGUCGCGGGACGACAGACCGGCCGUUCCAGCCGUCAGCCGUGCAGGAGUUCGGUAGGACGUUUGAACGACUCCGCGAGCGACUGUGGAUGCUUCUGCACAUGCUCGGCGGACAGCCGGCGCGGGCGAGCGAGCUCGCAGGUCUGCGGACGGUCAACACGGUCAACGGGGGCGUCCGCAACAUCAUGGUGCACGACAAAAUGUUGUGCUUCAUCACAGCGUACCACAAAGGAUACCGGACGACCGGGCAGGCGAAGGUGAUCCACCGAUAUCUCCCGAGGGAGGUCGGCGAGCUUAUCAUAUGGUUUCUCUGGCUCAUAUUGCCGUUCUGGCAGGAGGUGUAG
Molecule: messenger RNA, 1650 nt
Organism: Colletotrichum aenigma
Lineage: Eukaryota; Fungi; Ascomycota; Sordariomycetes; Glomerellales; Glomerellaceae
Exons: 1
Coding region: 1-1650 (549 amino acids)
Source: RefSeq, a predicted model, not a curated record